Messenger RNA from Bactrocera neohumeralis, 1374 nucleotides. RefSeq lists its product as uncharacterized. Lineage: Eukaryota; Metazoa; Arthropoda; Insecta; Diptera; Tephritidae. Gene Ontology annotation, cellular component: transcription regulator complex; nucleus. The coding region runs from base 86 to 685 and encodes 199 amino acids. The transcript is spliced from 4 exons. Gene Ontology annotation, biological process: regulation of transcription by RNA polymerase II. The record is from RefSeq and is a predicted model, not a curated record.
CCCAAAUAAACGCUGCGGCAACGCUGAGCGGUAAAAAACUCGAUUUGACAGUGUGUUAAGAAGUAAAGUUAGCUGCAGAAAACAAAUGCUUGUAAAAAUGGAUAAUUUUGAGAAAAUAAUAGAAAUUGUAGAAAUCAACCCUUGUCUCUAUGAUAAAAGAGAUGAAAAAUAUAAAGACUUUAAGCAUAAAGAGCGGGUUUGGAUGGAAAUCGCCAAUCAAGUAAAUCUUUCGGCAAGAGAGUGUAAGGUAAAGUGGAAGAGUCUGCGCGACAAAUAUAGAAAGAUGAAACUUUCCGAAGAUCAACCAUCCGGUUCAGGACACACUUGGAAGUAUAUGGAGAGUCUAGAGUUUUUGACAGAAACAAUGGAUCCUAUCAGUACCACCACUAACGCCAAAAUGGACACAUCAGAACUGUUAGUAGAUGAUCAGAUAUUCCGCACCACACCAAAACAAAAACGUUGUAACGAUGAUCUCUUCAAUGAUGUUCUAAAAGCAAUGAAGAGGAAAUAUGAAGGACCACAAUCUUCAAACAAUAACAAAUAUGAACAUUUCUUCGGUAUGCUGGGGAACAAAUUGGAUAAACUAACAGAAAGUGAAGUUGAUGAAGUGGAAAUUGAAAUUUUAAACUUAGUUAACAAAAAAAUUAAUGCAUCCAGAAAAACAUCGAAAGGUAUUUAUCGAUGAAUUCAAUUUAAUAUUUCAACUUCUUUUUCUGUUUAGCCAAUUUGUUCGUACUACUAGCUAGGAUAUUAAAACUUUAUAUUUUAAAUUUAAGUUACUUUAAAACAAAAAUAUCUAAAAGACAGGAGAAUUAAUCGUUUUCUUAUUGAUAUUUAUUUAAAUAUACAUGUUUCUAUUUAUGAAGAAUUUAAAUAUUCAGAGAGUGCAUUUCUAAAACUUAAAGCUGUUUGAUUCGAUGAAAUGUAAUUUAGCAGUUAGUAAAUCAUGUCAUUUACACUCAUCAUAUGUGACCUGGUCUACGAAAAGGGAGCUAACGUGCGAAACAAGUUAUGACUUUUUGGAUUCUAUCACGUGAAAAAGCAUCUCAUCUUCCAUCCGAAUCAACUAAAAAGUGAAAAUUGAUUUUUUGACACCUAAGCCUCCUUUCCGUACACCAGGUCACAUAUGGUGAUUAUUGAUUUACUAUGCAGUAGUAGAGUUCACCUCAGAAAAUUAUAAAGCACUAUUGCUAAUACAACCCGAAAAUAUGGACACGAAAUUGUAUUUCCUAUAAUUUUAUAAAAUUGAGAAAUAAUAAUUAAAAAUAUUAAUUUAAUAAGAUUGUACCGAAUUAUGAGAAGCGCAUGUGAAUUACUUUUGAAAUGCAAAAUGAGAUUUUUAUUGAAUAAAACUGGAAAUUAUAGAGUCGGACA